Molecule: messenger RNA, 837 nt
Organism: Oryzias latipes (Japanese medaka)
Lineage: Eukaryota; Metazoa; Chordata; Actinopteri; Beloniformes; Adrianichthyidae
Source: RefSeq, marked predicted
GUUUAAGGAGGGCAGUGAAUUCCCAAAGCUUGUGUUGGAGCUGCAGGCAGGAGCCAUGGCUGCUGGGUUCCUGAUUAGCAGGUUUCUGCUGAUUUUUGUGUUGAGUGAACUAAAGUACUCAUCGGUUUUUCCAUCAGUUGGGAGUUGGGGGAGUUUUCAGGUAACGUUCGACCCUGGCUUUCACCAUCACCACAAACCCACUAAUCCAUUGAUGAAUUACUGGUUAAAACUUAAGGAGUUGCCAAAUCUUUGGCACCACACACGGAACAAACCGCUGUGUUGUGAUGGUGACUCAAAGGUGCCUCGCCAUCCUGUCAAGCCUCCAGUCCCAAUCUGUGAACCAACAAACCAGGGACCAGACUGUCCUGUGAAACACGGCCCAACCCAUCCUGAACCAAAGUGGCCCAUCGUCAGUCAUGGUCCAUCCCAUCACCACUUGCACUGGCCUUUCUUUCGUGUCCUGCAUGGACUUCUCUGUCACCAGCACCCUUGUCCUCAUGCCCACAGCCACGCCUACGAUGAUGACCGCUGUUCUGCACAUCAGCAUCCUCGCCACUGUGGAAAACACAAACACCACCAUGGGCCUGUAUUCUACCACCCUCACCAUGGGCCUGGACAUCAUCAUCAUCACCACAACCACCAGCAGCAGGUCAAGGUCCCCCCGCAUGGCUGUGAACCUCACAGUAAAUUAUGUUCAUGAUGUCCAAGAAGUGAUUCAAGCUUUGUUGGCUCCUCUGAGUCAAAGCAGCCUGACCUCCACGGAGGACUCUACUUCCAGGUUGGGCCAGGAAUACUGAGCUGUGCAGGUGUCUGCAUCAAUAAAGAUUUCUGAUAGAG